CAGGGUGAAGGGAGAGCAUCAAACGUGAACAUGCAAAUAGUAAUUCAUGUCUGCUUAAGAUCUCUUGUCCGGCAAGGGUAGGUCAAAAGUCUGUCGCCGGAUGAUGCCAAGGAAUGGCACAACAAGACCUCAGCACGAAGGCGGAAAAUUCCUAGGGGAAACAAAUGGACCAAUCCUAUCCGGCAUGGGAAUAUUUACACUCCAAGCAUUACUACGGACGAACUCAAAGACAAGUCUUCUUCAUUUAAGAUGACUGACAACAGAGCUGUCACAGCAGCAAGCAAAGGAAGUGCAAAGUGGUUGUCCUAAGUAGACAGUUGUUGGCUGACGAGAGCAAGUCCGGACCCUCAUGUACCUACCCGGUUCCAAAGAUUAUGUUGUACUACAGAGAUCAUCAAGGUCCAUGGCUGAUCCUUGUAAUGGUCCAUCCAUAUCCGGCUGGGUUUCCUGUGUUCCUGACAUCUUGGGUACGGGUGGUCCUGGGAUUGUCCAAAUGGUUUCCUAAAAAGGCUGGCUCCAAAUGUGUAAAAGCAAGACGAAACGCAAAGAAAGAACAGCAAAAAGCCCGGUUGGGC
This is a messenger RNA of Aureobasidium pullulans EXF-150, 575 nucleotides long. RefSeq lists its product as uncharacterized. The transcript has a single exon. Lineage: Eukaryota; Fungi; Ascomycota; Dothideomycetes; Dothideales; Saccotheciaceae. The record is from RefSeq and is a predicted model, not a curated record. Bases 350 to 505 code for a protein of 51 amino acids.